CGUAUAUGAACAAUUUCUGAUAUGCUGCACUGCUUACCAUCGUUUUACAUUUGGAUGAUUUAUUGUCUUGUCCCUGGCCAACUAAGAGAUAGAUUCCUGAGACCACUUGUCGUGAAUUCUUCAUGGAUUUUACUUUUUCUUUCAGUUGUUUCCAUGUUUUUGGAUUACGAACCGUUUAAUGCAUCACUAGGAGGUUAUUACAAAUUCAUAGGUGGAAGUUUAUUAGACUUCUAGCUUCCCCCACGGAAAGGUUCGACCAUUGUCAGAGCAUAACUUCCUUGUGCGUGCUGCAUUAGAGGCUUUCAUGAAGCCGCAAGUUCGUUUCUCGUUCUACCGUGCGGUUCUCAUGAUCUAUUGAGGUUUUAUUUUAUUUCAUUUUCUGUGAAGCACUACGACGUUGCAGCUACUCACUGCUGCAGCUUCGCAGUUAUCCCUUAACAUCCAUACCAUAGUCCAUUUUUCCUCCGUCUCCCCGUCUCUGGAUCAGAUGCAUUCAGGAAGAGCGUGUGUCUUGCGGUUGCGGCAUAUACGGCCCUGUACUAUUGCCUCUUGAAAUAACAUCAAGCGUCGUCUACUAUACCUGUACGAACUGCUUGUGAAGACACUCUUACUUAGAAGUCCUUAGGUUUCCCUGGUUAUUGAGGAAAAAACAUUCUGACAUUUUCUUCAAGUAUUGGAUGAAGAUAUCUUUUGAUACAGCUCGUUUGAAUAUUCAUCAUCUCUGGCAUGUUAUCUGUCCGCAGUCCGACGAUGUUUAGCCGGUACGAUAAGCUAUAUAAAGCAAAAGCAAGUGUGCUUCCGAUCACGUCACUUAGGUAGUUGUAAUGGUAAGUGCAGAUUAUUUUUCAACAAUAACCACAUAUCACUGCUCCAAAUUCUCUUGCGCCGUAUGGAUCGUGAUCUGACUGAGGACUAGGCUUGCGAGUGUCUUCGCAUUAUUUUCCACGUAUCUCUUUCUCUGGUCUCGUACACGUCAAGACACUCGUUUUGCUGAAGAGCAUAUAUCUCAUUUUCCUUUCGUGUGGAGCAGUUUAAAGACAUUGACGGUUUUGUAGCACUGCCCUUUCAACUCCAGGUGUCUUGUGACUUCAUUGUCAUUCAGUGUCUAAAGCGUUUCGGAAGACUUACUUCAGAGCUUUUUGGAGUGUGACGAUCUGUAGAGAAAGUCUGUUUGAAAGGUAAGCGAGCUCCUGAAGUUCUGAGCAUGCAUUAUAAAACCAGACUCUGAACAUGGCUCCUUCGAUACAAGAUAAUUUUCCGUCAACACCUGGCAAGGUUAAAAUGGAGCGCAGUAACUACUUCGGGAGGGUAACAAAUCGCUGGCACACAUCCGCAUCAGCCAAAUUAUUUCUUUUUUCUGUGUUCCUCCUCGCCGUCACGAUCUUUAUCUGCUUCCGAAUUACUGCAAAUGGUAUGGUAGAAGGGUAUAUGAGUACAGCAUACACUAGCACCAACGGUGGCACGAUCCGCUCAGCUUUUAAGAGCGACAAGGUUUGGGACCAAAAAUUAUUACAGUCUUGUACUCCAGAGCGAGAUGAUGGACUGGUAGUCCUUGUGACUGGAGCAGCAGGUUUUGUUGGCAGCCAUGUGUCGCUUGCUUUGAAGAAACGAGGCGAUGGUCUUGUAGGGAUUGAUAACUUCAAUGAUUACUACGAAGUUUCUCUAAAAAGAGCUCGACAAAAGUUGUUGCUAAAGCAAGGUAUCUUUGUGAUUGAGGGGGAUAUCAAUGAUGCUGCUCUUUUAAAACAUCUAUUUGACAGGAUACAAUUUACACACGUUAUGCACCUAGCAGCGCAGGCUGGUGUGCGAUAUGCCAUGCAGAACCCAAUGUCGUACAUCCACAGCAACAUCGCUGGUCUGGUUACGCUCUUCGAGGCUUCUAAGAAUGCAAAUCCCCAGCCAGCAGUUGUUUGGGCGUCAUCGAGUUCUGUCUACGGUUUAAACUCGAAGGUUCCUUUUUCAGAGGCUGAUCGGACAGAUCAACCCGCCAGUCUAUAUGCUGCCACGAAGAAAGCAGGAGAAGAACUUGCUCACACUUACAACCAUAUUUAUGGACUUUCCGUCACAGGACUUCGUUUCUUUACAGUGUAUGGUCCUUGGGGUCGACCAGAUAUGGCCUACUUUUCUUUCACGCGGGAUAUUCUUAAAGGGAAGGUAAUUAACAUCUACAAGGGUCCGCAUGAUCGGGAUUUGGCGCGGGAUUUUACCUUUAUUGAUGACAUUGUCAAGGGAUGUGUUGCAUCAUUAGACACCUCGGGAAGAAGCACCGGAAGUGGAGGCAAAAAGAGAGGUCCUGCGCCGUUUCGUACAUUUAACCUCGGUAAUACAUCCCCAGUCACAGUACCGAUCCUGGUUGAAUACCUUGAAAGACAUCUCAAGGUAAAUGCCAAGAAGGAAUUCAUCAAGAUGCCUCGAAAUGGCGAUGUUCCCUUCACACAUGCAAAUGUGUCCCUCGCGCAGACCCAACUGGGAUACAAACCUACAACCAACUUGGAUACAGGUCUUAAGAAAUUCGUGAACUGGUAUGUUAAAUACUACGGGGUUCCGUCGACUAAAACGAGAAGCCUGUAAUCUGUUGCAGAAGAGUGUAAGCAAACGCAUUGAUGGAAUAUUUCCUGCUACCUACCCUUCUCCCAUGACUUCUGUGAACUCGGACUGUCAGAGGAUCACAAAGACAAAGAUGAGAAAAAUAUGCGGAACUUCACAUGUGAAAUGACGAAUGCUGCCAGCAUAAUCACCAAGGACCUAUGCUUGUAAUGACAAUGUUCUGGUGAGGAGUGUGUUCAGUAUCUGAAUACUUCAUUUAUUUUAUCAAAAAUGCACAGGAAGUAAACUUUGACCUGGAGUGAAGUUAGAGCCCAUAACCAAUCAUUGAGUUGACCUUGUAUUGUAAUUUUGACAUCAAAUGUACUCAUUUUUUGGGUGCCGAGUGGCGCUCUUAUAAACAAUUCAGAUGCCUAUUUACCUCUUCUAA
This is a messenger RNA of Physcomitrium patens, 2974 nucleotides long. NCBI's taxonomy places the organism in Eukaryota, Viridiplantae, Streptophyta, Bryopsida, Funariales, Funariaceae. The record is from RefSeq and is a predicted model, not a curated record.